AUGGUAGCGCAGCCCUUCGUGAUCUACUGUACGGACUUUGUCACUAUCUCGAGCAUCUCCAGUAUUUCAGGAUCCCGGACGAUGACGAUUACAAGAACGAAGGAUGGAGUUCCAGGAUGGAACGGAGAUCCAGCAUCGUGGCUGGAACUUCGCCAGGCAGCCAGGCUGUUCGUGGCAUCUACCAAGUUUGAGGCCUGCUACACGUGCGGACCAAAGGUCGCGGCAGAGCUCACUGGUGCAGCGCGCAACGCCAUCAUGGGCAAGAAAAGAUUGGCUGAGCGAAGAGCAGGGGACAAAGACAUUGCUACAGCCCAAGAAGCAGAAGAGGAAGAACAGGUCAGCCUUGACAGCAUGGAGAAGAGCAUCAUUCAGGGAGAGGUGAAGGGCAACUUCACUUUGACAGGCAUUGAGAAUGCCUUGAGAGCUCACUGGGCUGACGACGCCAUCAAGAAGAGAGAUGGAGAGGGCAGACAUUCCUCUCUAUUUCAAGGAGAAGAUGAUGACGAAGAGUAUGAAAUGCCAUUGGACGAGGCAGACGCCUUCUAUGAGGGAUGGACUGAACGAGAAAAAGCUUGGUAUCAAGAAGCCAAGGAAGAUGAGCAGCACGCUUGGCUACAGAUGCAAGGAGCAAAACGCACUAUGAAAGAGGCAAGAGCACGACAACGCGAAGUCAAGAUGACAAGAAAGUUCUACAAGUCCUACCCGAUUCUAAGUGGUGGCAGGUCAACCAGCUACAAGAACGACAAGGAGAAGGGGCCGUGCUUCAAAUGUGGAGAACGAGGACAUCACAAACGCGAAUGUCCGAAGAGGGAGAGUGCAAAGAUGGCCACUCACUACGAGGAAGAUGAGGAAGCCCAAUACACAUACCACACCACUGAAGAGGAGCAGGUCCCUGACUUCCCCGAUGGUGGCCAGGAGGAGUUCCCGGAGGGCAACUUCUAUGGGAUGGAUGGAUCAUCAGGGCUUGAGCCUAUGCCGGUGUUCCAGGCCUCCGUCUCCACAGAGAAAGCCGUAUUGGAAAAAAGCAGUGAUAGACGGAGGAGCGACAAGAACAAUGGCCUCAGUGUACGCCAUGGAGCAGUACAUGAAGGCAAUGAAAGAGCAACACGGAACCGACGGCGUCAAGCACACCGGAGUCAAAGAAGAAGACAGGCCAAUUUUGGCUUUGGAAAUUCACAAAAGGCCAAGUGUCUUUCCACCUGUGUACUGAAGCUACCUCAUGAGGAUCGACCAAUGCAACUCAAGGUACACGUUCUGGGGGAAGGCAAGGCUCCGGUGCUGCUGUCAGUGGACACCUUGCGGAAGAUGGGUGCGAUCAUUGACGUUGCCUCCGAUGAGGUGAUUUUCUCUCAGGUAGCUCCAGACAAGCUGAUCAAGCUGGAGCGCUCCGGUGCAUAG
Messenger RNA from Durusdinium trenchii, 1398 nucleotides. The record is from the annotation of a GenBank genome assembly. Lineage: Eukaryota; Dinophyceae; Suessiales; Symbiodiniaceae.